AUGCCUCUUCACGCAUGUGUUUCAGAAUCUGAGAGUGAGACCAGCCGGGUAGAGGAGGCGGCAGUUGAGGCGGCUGGUAGACGCAAGAGGAAGCGCAGCCCGCCGGUGGACAAGAGCAGUGAAACCUUUUUGAGAUCCCUGUUGGGAAAAGAAUGCCCGCGCAAGAAAAAAACAUGUUUGCAGCAAUUCAUUGAACCUACAAAGUCCAAUGACCUCUUGGAGUACAGAAAGCACUAUUUUGAAUUGCGCAAGCUCGACCAAGACAAUUAUUUGAUACCAAGUCAGGUCUUUGACCAAAUGAAGCUCCUGGUUCGAGAUGCAGCCGCAGAAGAUGAGAAUGAAUCUGGGGCCAUCAAGUGGAUGAUCGGAUCUGUGCGGGCAUGCCGAAGAGCAUGCAAAACUCUACACAACAUGGGCUCCGCUCGGUGCAACCGGCUGCUGAGUGCAGCGAAGAAAGGGGAGGAAGCCGCUCCAUUUGAUGCCCGUUUCUUGAGCAAGCCGCACUCAGAUUCGCUUCGUGAAGACCAAGUGAAUGUUCGAGCGUCUGUGGUGAGCUAUUUGACCUCAUUGUAUCACAGUGUAGCCGAAACACUUCCCGAUGUCCGUGAUUCUACAGAUGCUGACGAGGAUGUCACAGCGCAGGGUCUUUUGGUUGACCCCUACGCGAUUGAAUUAGGCAAGCGUGCAGACGCAGAAUCAGUGAAAGAUCAUUCAGGUUCUAGACCUGUGCAAGCAAAGGUGAAGCAAGCCAAACCGCGAAAGAUGAAACGAGGAGUGUUGUUGAAUCAAGACAGGGUGGCAUCUGAUGCUGCAGAUGGUAAGGAGGCCAUGGGAAUUCCUUUGGCAAGCACAGACGUCGUGCUGCAGCACGACAAUACGUGUUUGCAGAGCAACGAGAUUGAGAAUCUACUCUGGAGCUAUCGGGAAGAUCCAGACGAUGUCAUUUUGAGGACCAAGCAAUUUAUGUCCAGCUGCUUUUACAGCAAGACUGUGAACUUGUACCCUCGUGCGUUGGCAUUGGAGCGCCUACCAGUUGGUAUCCCUGCAGCUUUGGCGGACAAGAGAGAUGUUCUGAACGACUUCAAGAAGGACGUUUCCAAGUACUUGCGAUUGCUGCGCACACCUUUGUUUGGUCUUGAGAGGGCCGCAGAUUGGUUGGAAGACUGGGUGAACGAUCACACAUUGAGGUGCAUGAUCACUACUGGACCGCGCCAAAGCAUUUCUUCGGGUGUGCCAGUGGUGUCUGCUGAUCCCUUUGUCAUCGCACCGAACCCGAUUCGGUUACUUGGGGCCAACAGGGACGACCAGCGAACAGUGAACCUCUAUGUGGCAAAGGCUCGCAAACGAAUCACUCACCAAGCAGCAGCUCGCGCGUGGGCUUUGGGGGUUCCUUGGGGCGAAGCGCUCCAAGCAGCCACCAAUGCAGUUCAGGCUGCAAAUGCAGCUGCCAGGCCUUUCGCAAGAGCCAAGGGCAAAGGCAAAGGCAAGGGAGCCCGGCACCCACGCCAUUAG
Durusdinium trenchii is the source of this 1512-nucleotide messenger RNA. The record is from the annotation of a GenBank genome assembly. Lineage: Eukaryota; Dinophyceae; Suessiales; Symbiodiniaceae.